This is a messenger RNA of Photinus pyralis (common eastern firefly), 3914 nucleotides long. RefSeq lists its product as uncharacterized. Lineage: Eukaryota; Metazoa; Arthropoda; Insecta; Coleoptera; Lampyridae. The transcript is spliced from 19 exons. The coding region runs from base 1 to 3894 and encodes 1297 amino acids. The record is from RefSeq and is a predicted model, not a curated record.
AUGCAAGAAGGUUCAUCCGAGGCUAGCUCUUAUUGUACGUCUAAAAGUAGUGUGGGACUAAGUGAAUGCAAUCAAAAAUUCAGCGCGAGAGAGUUUCUUUUGCCUCCAAUUCAUGUACCGACUAGAAAGGAACGGGAAAUAUGGAGUGUCAAAGCUUUACCCUCCGAUUGGGAUUCCGCCCCGAAAGGUUCCCAAAUUAUUGAAAAGCUUAAUGCGAAACGAAAAGAACGACAUGAAGCAGUUCAAAGUGAGGUCCUGAAACGCUGCCAACAAAUCGACCUAGACUUGGAAAUGCAAAUACGCCAAAGAGCUGAGCUGUUUAAGCUAGAGCUGCAUAAGAAUAACAACGCCGUUUUGGAAGUAAUCUCUAGAUUAGAAAGCGAAGUCGACACGCCUAACAAAUUUGAAGAUGAUGAAUUUGAGGUAAUUAAAUCCAUGUCAGAGGAGUCGUAUGACAAAAAUAAAACGGCUCUGGAAGAAUUUUAUGCAUUCUUGCAAGGGAUAGAAAAGGAGCGUUCCAAGAGAUAUAAAGAGGUCCUAAAGUAUGAAUACGGAGAGUUGUUCAAUAUUUCUUACCUUUUGCCACGCGAACUCCAGAUUUAUUUUGAACACAAGCUUCUGAAUUUCAAUCAAAUGAUACUCAACAAUUUGCGCUGCUAUCUCGACAUUCACUUAAAUCUCCAUAACAAAAUCUCAAACACAUACAAAUUUCAUAAUCAUCAAAUUACCAAAAUUUACAUCUCGCGUAAAUGCGAGAAAAAGGUGGAUGCCCUAAUUAAAUUAAACCAAACGAAAUUGUGGGGAUCUGAUUGUGAAAAUGAAACCUUAGCUACGGAACAAGGCAAACAGGCCAGCACAACGAUUUUGAAUAAACAACACGAGAUGAACGAAAUGAUUUCGCACUUAUCAGAUAUGCCCAUCUCUUCCACUAAUGGAAAAAGAUGGAUCAGCAACGCUCAGGAAGCUUUUAAUUCCUUAGACAUAGCUGCAAAGAAGUUAAUAUCUUUAUACAAAGUCGCUGUAGCUGAAGUAUUUAAUGGCUAUUUUGAGGAGCUGCAGGAUAUAUGUGCACAAAUGUCUGGCGCUUACGACUCAGAUACCGAUAUAAUAAAUAUGUUAAACAUGGAAGUGUGCAAACCAUCAAUUGAAUCACUUACAAAACAGUACACCAGUAAUGUGCGCAAUAUAGAGGUUCAGUGGGAACUAGUAACGACGAAACUGAGAAACAUCUUACAAAUUACCUACACUUUUCUUAGGUUAUCCAGUGGAAUAUGGGACAGACAUUUUGAUCGUGUGAACGAAUUAAGAAAUAUCAUUUUAAAAGAAGUACACGCGCAAGUGCAAUCAAAUGAUAAAUGGCAAAAUAACUGCGAGAUUGAGUUAACUAUGGUUCUUGACACCUUAAGACAAGCACCUUCAGAGUCGAAAUUGAACGUCGCAUUGACCGAAGUAUUUAAAAAAUUAGACAUUUUAGCAAAUAACUACAAAGAGCACUACGUCACAGAAAUAAAAAUUGUCGAAAAAUACGAAAACCUCACUCUGAUCGAGGCAAAUCUACUAAUAGCCGAACUGGGUGAGAUACUAUACCAGUUUCCAAAGGAAGCGUCACAAAGAUCACGAGAGGUUUCUGCGUACAGUGAACUCAAGAAGGAUGCAACCCCCAAAGAGGAAGAUGGAGAAGACGGAGAUGAAAAGGAAAUGGUUAACUCUACUUUUACAAACUUUAUCGUUCAACGUAUGAAACAAUGCGAAUAUCAAGUUGGCGCUGUUCAAAACUGGAUGUACGGAUUACAAGAAGGCAUCGAACUUUUCAAAGUAUCUUGUAAAGAAGAUUCCGGCAAACAUGCACAGGUGUGGAUUAGUGACGCCAAGAAAAAGUUGGCCAAACGCUUGGAGGUGAAAUUGGAAAUACACAACACGAAAUAUGAAAGAAUCAAAUGUGGUAUUUAUGAAGUUCGCCUCGCCGAGUUGAAAAUUCACAACGAGAGAUUAAGUGGUCAUAUAGCAGGCGCCGAAAAACAAAUAAUGGACAUUAAAGCUUCUUUUACGAAUUUAGAAAAGGAGUGUGAAGUAAUUAUUAAUGAUUACAAGCAAAACGUCGCUACGUUACAUUUAAAAAUUAAGCAAGCUAAUUGUUCGAAUAAGGCAAAAGCCGGCAUACAAAAUUUACAUUAUUGCAGUAGUAAUUGUCACGAAAAGUUAAAGUGCGCGAUGAAGCCUUUAGAUGAUAUGUAUAAUACUCAGAUGGCCAAAAUUAAACUAUCGUCGAUUCAGUUCUCUAAAGCCAUUAGAUUAUUUUCCGAAGAUGGAAACUAUCACAGUGAUGAAGUAAAGACAGUUACGCAAGAAUUAAAAAAAUUGGAGAAAACGGUAAAGGCGCAGUUAAAACGCGUCAAAAAAGAAAUACAAGUAAAACAAAAGAAAAUGACGGCUCAAGUAAAGGCAGAAGUAGCAAAAAUUCUUCCUUUUAUAACAAUGAGCUUAGAAGAACUCCAAUUUAAAGAUAUAAACAUGACUGUAAAUCAGAAUCUUCAAAUUGACUUAAAAAAGGAAACGUUUAACUUAAAGUUCUACCUUAAGAAAGCCGAAGACAACUUGAGAGAUUUGGAGUCCUUCAAAACCAAACCUUUCGAUGUAGCAAACUUGAAAGAGUAUGAGACUGGAUUUCAGGCACUUGGCAAUGGCCUUCUGCAAUUAAUGAGCUAUCUCUAUCAAUCCGAACCUAUAAACAAUGUACGAAACAUUAAUUAUUCAAUGCUUCCCGUCGAAAUAACUGAUACAACGGACGACAAGAAAAGUGUCAAAAAAGACAAAAAGACAAAGAAGGAGAAAGCAGUUGUUGUCACUAAUCGCUUUGAUUACACCAAAAUGCUUUUUGAACACGAACCGCAAGGAAACUGCUUCAUGUCCAAACUAUGCAAAUUUCUUCAAGACUCUUUGAAGAAUGUUCAACAAGAUGCGAAAGAAUUUUAUGACAAACAUGUCAAAAUUAUAAACAGCGAGAGUGUGCCGCCUUCUUACGACAAAUUAAUGGUCGAGGUCUUGGAGAAAUAUAAUUGCUACCAUCAACAAUGUGAGCUACUGUGGUUCAAUAUGGUUUACGAGCUUUUGGAUCUGUUAGAGUCCACGCACGUGAUGUUUGUGGAGUUUUCAUCUAAUUUACUUAAGCACCAUCAUAAAAACAGAAUCGAAAGCCUUCAAGAAUCCUACAGGAAACUAUGGGAACAAACUGAAGCCAUAAGAAAUACUAACAUUGAAACUGUACGAAGUGUACGCAAAAAGCUCAAACCGCUAUAUGGAUAUGAUGAUAAUCGACACAUGCUGGAUUCACUUCAAAAUGAAAUGGUCAAAGCUCUGACUGAAAUUCGCAACUUUAAUGUCCAAGAAAGCGUUUUCGUACCCUUUCAAGAAUACCAAAACGACAAUUUGGAUGUGUAUAGAAAUGAGUGUGAGAUCAUAAACGGAACUUUAAAAUUUUUAAACGACGAAUAUGUAAGCAAACUGCUAAAGUCGCCCCUAAUAUGCCAAUUUGAAGCAAAAAUUAGACAUUUAAAUGAGUUUUUGACCCACAUCCGCCAGCAAGAACCUACAGAUCUGUCAAAUAUAGAUGGUGGUGUAAAGUUAGCUUUACCUUUCCAAGAUUUCAGUGUUCCGCCGGAGUUUGAGAUAAUUUUGGAAAAAGUAAAAUUAUUGCAGAAUCAAAUGGUUGAAGGAGCGUUUGGAGAACCAGACGAUUAUAUUGAGGUUUACUCAAAUGAGUACAAGAAAUGUUUGUACAAAAUAGAAGAUAUCGAGACAACUUGGUUUAGUGAGAUCGAAAACGAAGAAAAUAUUUUUAAAAAUGAUAUCGAAAAAAUCUGUCAAUUAUAUUCCAUUAAAUAUAACAAUUGUUAGUAAAUAAAAAGCACAAUAUU